Molecule: messenger RNA, 440 nt
Organism: Trematosphaeria pertusa
Lineage: Eukaryota; Fungi; Ascomycota; Dothideomycetes; Pleosporales; Trematosphaeriaceae
Exons: 2
Coding region: 1-234 (77 amino acids)
Molecular function (GO): protein binding
Source: RefSeq, a predicted model, not a curated record
AUGUCGACUCCAACGCAGUCAGAGUCGGCUUCAAAACCCCGCCUGUGUGGCUCGGACCACGAUCCUUCCGUGAAGGACAGCAGGGUGUCUUUUGCUAACGUGUCGAACACCAUCGCCACAGUCAAAAUAGGCGUGAAUAGAAAGGCUUUUACCAUUCACCUCGAUCUCCUCACCGGCUCCUCGCCGUACUUCAGGAAGCUCUUCAAAGGACCUUCCAAAGAAACUGAAAGUUAAGAAGUCGCCCUAGACGAUGUCAGCGAGCCAGCCUGGGUUGCCUUCGCCGACUGGCUCUAUCGUCUCCAGAACAUCACUCAGGGUGGCCUUAUUGACAACAUGCGCGUGCAUCCACAUGCGCCGAACCUCAGAGCUCUUCAUAUUCGCGGACAAGUACAAUGUGCCUCAACUUCGAAAACUUAGCGUCACAGGCAUCUGGAGCCUUC